Messenger RNA from Mytilus californianus (California mussel), 885 nucleotides. RefSeq names its product salivary glue protein Sgs-3-like. The transcript is spliced from 3 exons. The record is from RefSeq and is a predicted model, not a curated record. Bases 1 to 885 code for a protein of 294 amino acids. Lineage: Eukaryota; Metazoa; Mollusca; Bivalvia; Mytilida; Mytilidae.
AUGUUCAAAGAAAUUACUAUACCAACCACAAAACACCCGACUCCUCCGAAACAAAUACAAAUAACAACGAACAACACACAGACUAUACCAACCACAAAACGCCCGACUCCUCCGAAACAAAAACAUAUAACAACGAACAACACACAGACUAUACCAACCACAAAACGCCCGACUCCUCCGAAACAAAUACAUAUAACAACAAACAACACACAGACUAUACCAACCACAAAACGCCCGACUCCUCCGAAACAAAGACAAAUAACAAUGAACAACACUCAGACUAUACCAACCACCAAACGUCCGACUCCUCCGAAACAAAGACAAAUAACAACGAACAACACACAGACUAUACCAACCACAAAACGCCCGACUCCUCCGAAACAAAAACAUAUAACAACGAACAACACACAGACUAUACCAACCACAAAACGUCCGACUCCUCCGAAACAAAUACAUAUAACAACGAACAACACACAGACUAUACCAACCACAAAACGCCCGACUCCUCCGAAACAAAGACAUAUAACAAGGAACACCACUCAGACUAAACCAACCACAAAACGCCCGACUCCUUCGAAACAAACUAUACCAACCACCAAACGUCCGACUCUUCCGAAACAAAUACAUAUAACAACAAACAACACACAGACUAUACCAACCACAAAACGUCCGACUCCUCCGAAACAAAGACAAAUAACAACAAACAACACACAGACUAUACCAACCACAAAACGUCCGACUCCUCUGAAACAAAGACAAAUAACAACAAACAACACACAGACUAUGCCAACCACAAAACGUCCGACUCCUCCGAAACAAAUACAUAUAACAACGAACAACACUCAGACUAUGCCAACCACAAAACGCCCGACUCCCCCGAAAUAA